AUGUCAAUCAGCUCCUGUUGCACCAAAGGUUUCAAAUGGGAUGGAGAACCCACUGGCCGAACUGAGCGGUCCGUGGAUCUGGAUUGUUACGUGACAGGCGAAAACACCAAGGCCGCGGUCCUCAUCGUUCACGAUCUUUUUGGUUGGACGUUACCAAAUAUCCGUCUCUUAGCCGACCACUACGCCAAAGAAGCUGAUGUGACAGCAUACGUCCCCGACUUUUUUCAGGGUGAUUCUCUUCCUCUUGAUCUUCUCACGGCAGAGAAAUGGAGUGAGAUGGAUAUGCCGGGGUUUCUGAGACGAAACUCCCGCGAAAUCCGUGAGCCACAGAUUUUCGCCUUUGCCAGGGCUCUUCGCGAGAAGUACGACAAGGUGGGCGCAAUUGGCUUUUGUUACGGCGGCUGGGCUGUGUUUCGACUCGGGGCUAGGGAGCAUGUCCCGCCGCUUGUGGACUGUGUCACGUCUGCACACCCGUCUUUGCUGAAGGCGGAAGAUAUUGACGGGGUCGGCGUCCCGGUGCAGAUGCUUGCCCCCGAGUUUGACCCCGUGUACACGGCGGAACUGAAGCUGCGCACGUUUCAGAGGCUGCAGGCUGCUGGGCUACCAUUUGACUAUCAGCAUUUUCCCGGUCAUGCCCAUGGCUGUUUGGUGAGAGGAGAUAAGGAGAGAAAGGGUGAGAGAGCGGCUAUGGAAAGAGGAAAGAAUGCAGCCGUUGCGUGGAUGAGACUGUUCUUACAUGAUGAGUGA
Molecule: messenger RNA, 747 nt
Organism: Fusarium falciforme
Lineage: Eukaryota; Fungi; Ascomycota; Sordariomycetes; Hypocreales; Nectriaceae
Product: DLH domain-containing protein
Exons: 1
Coding region: 1-747 (248 amino acids)
Molecular function (GO): hydrolase activity
Source: RefSeq, a predicted model, not a curated record